This is a messenger RNA of Quercus lobata, 2477 nucleotides long. RefSeq names its product pentatricopeptide repeat-containing protein At4g22760-like. Gene Ontology annotation, molecular function: protein binding; RNA binding. NCBI's taxonomy places the organism in Eukaryota, Viridiplantae, Streptophyta, Magnoliopsida, Fagales, Fagaceae. The coding region runs from base 147 to 1886 and encodes 579 amino acids. The transcript has a single exon. The record is from RefSeq and is a predicted model, not a curated record. Gene Ontology annotation, biological process: RNA modification.
UGGCUGUGGAUGUAAUUAACCAUUUUCGGCGCAAUUGGUGAGGGUUUUCCGGAUUUUAAAAAAAAAAAUUUAUUCACAACUCAACAUGUCACAGACACAGAGGCAUUUGAUUUGAUCACACUGGAGCAAAAUAGCUCGUAAUCUGAAUGGUGAUGCCAAGACUAACAACGUUGUUGAAUAACAGCCUAACCGUCAAUCAGGCAAAGCAAAUCCAUGCACAAAUCCUCAUAAACGGUCUCAAUAACCACUUGGAACCUCUCUUAGUCCGCCAAAUCACCCUCUCAACUUCCACUCACUCUAGAAUUGUUGCUCAAGCUCAAUAUCUAAAACUAAUUCUUUACCAAUUGCAAAACCCGGAUGCUUUUUCUUGGGGUUGCACAAUUCGGUUCUUUUCCCAGCACGGCCAAUUCAAAGAAGCUUUUUCGCUUUAUGUUCAAAUGCACAGACUAGGUCUGUGUCCAACCACUUUUGCUGUUUCUUCUGCUCUAAGAGCUUGUGCUAGGAUUGAGUGUAGGAUAGGUGGAGUUUUAGUACAUGGUCAAGUUCAUAAAUAUGGAUAUUGUAGCUGUGUUUACGUGCAAACAGCACUUGUGGAUUUAUAUUCUAAACUGUGUGAUAUGGUAACCGCACAGAAGGUGUUUGAUGAGAUGUUGGUGAAGAAUGUGGUUUCUUGGAAUUCUAUCUUAUCUGGGUAUUUGAAAUCUGGUAAUUUAGCUGAAGCUCAGAGGGUGUUCGAUGAAAUUCCAAGGAAAGAUGUUAUAUCUUGGAAUUCAAUGGUUUUGGGGUAUGCGAGAGUAGGAAAUUUGGACCAGGCAUGCUCUUUUUUUCAGCAGAUACCGGAGAAAAACACAGCUUCUUGGAAUUCAAUGAUUAGUGGUUAUGUUGAUUGUGGGGACAUAGAAUCGGCAAGAAGCAUUUUUGAGGCAAUGCCUCAAAGAAAUAAUGUUUCUUGGAUCACAAUGAUUGCUGGGUACUCGAAAUGUGGGGAUGUUGAGUCUGCUCAGAAACUCUUUGAGCAGAUGGAUGAGAAAGAUCUGCUCUCGUUUAAUGCAAUGAUAUCUUGCUAUGCUCAAAAUAGCCAACCUAAGGAGGCCAUUCAGCUGUUCAACCAGAUGCUUGAACCAAAUGUAAAUGUUCGGCCAGAUGGAUUAACUUUGGCUAGUGUUACAUCUGCUUGUUCACAACUAGGAGAUUUCAAAUUUGGGCCUUCGGUUGAGUCAUAUAUGAAUAAGUUCGGUAUUGAACUCGAUGAUCAUUUGGCUACUGCUUUAGUUGACCUGUAUGCGAAGUGUGGAAGCAUUGAUAAGGCAUAUGAGCUGUUUCGUGGCUUGAGGAAAAGGGAUUUAAUUGCUUACUCUGCAAUGAUCUUGGGAUGUGGGAUAAAUGGUAAGGCAGUUGAUGCAAUCAAGUUAUUUGAAGAGAUGAUCAAUUCCCAUAUUUGCCCGAACUUAGUCACCUACACUGGACUGCUAACUGCCUAUAACCACGUUGGUUUGGUUGAAGAAGGCUACCAAUGCUUUAACUCCAUGAAGGACCAUGGACUUGUGCCUUCAGCUGAUCAUUAUGGAAUCAUGGUUGAUCUUUUAGGCAGGGCAGGACAAUUAGAAGAAGCAUAUGAACUAAUAAGGACCAUGCCCAUGCAACCUCAUGCUGGGGUUUGGGGAGCUUUGCUUCUUGCUUGCAGGUUACAUAACAAUGUUGAGCUUGGUGAGAUAGCUGCUCAGCAUUGCUUUGAGCUGGAGCCUGAUACAACUGGUUAUUGUUCUCUUCUCGCCAACAUUUAUGCUUCGGUUAAGAGGUGGGAUGAUGCCAAGAGAUUGAGAAAGGUUGUGGGCGAGAAGGGAUUCACUAAGAUACCUGGCUGUAGUUGGAUGGAAUCUAUUUGACUCUUCAUAAUUGGAAGAUCAGGCAUAUACCGCAUGCUUAGAGACCCCAAAUUGUACUAGAAUUCUAGUUUUUGUUGGCAACUUACGAAGUUGUUGGAGUCUUGCAUGAAUUGGGUUUACGUUGAAAAUGUCCCUAGGUUCUAUUCUAUCUGGGUAGGUUAGAUUAAAAGGACCAAGGCUAAAGCUAAGGAAGGAUAUAUUUUCCCUUUCCACCUUGAUGAUCCUAGUGUUGGAAAAUCCUCUUCAAUACGUUCGAAAGGAAUGCUUCUCCAUGGACCAUGUUCAACUCAAAAACACAAUUCAUCACUUGUUGGAAUCGUUUGAGGUAUGGAGGGUCUGCAAGUAACAAGAAUCCUAAAAAUAAUUCUGUUCAUUCUUUAAUUCUAUGGCCAAGCAAGGUGCAGACAUACAAGUUCUGAUGUUAGCAACUCCCCUUGUUUGUCUAAGAAAUAUAUUACUGUUUAUUUAGCACUUGCAGAUGUUUUUGAUGGUAACAUCUGUAGGUGUAUAUAAGAUUCUUAUGUAUUUCUUACCCCAAUCCUUGUCAAGUUCAAUAAUAGAGGUGCUUCAUUACAAGCAUGUCUGUAGAUA